Molecule: messenger RNA, 1557 nt
Organism: Pogoniulus pusillus (Red-fronted tinkerbird)
Lineage: Eukaryota; Metazoa; Chordata; Aves; Piciformes; Lybiidae
Gene: TIMMDC1
Product: translocase of inner mitochondrial membrane domain containing 1
Exons: 7
Coding region: 45-728 (227 amino acids)
Cellular component (GO): mitochondrion
Source: RefSeq, a predicted model, not a curated record
GGCGCUGCCGAGCCCGCCCAGCGCUGCCGGGAGCCUGGGACGCUAUGGCGGAGGCCUUGGGCGCUGGGCCCGAGUUCCGCCGCCCGGCGCCGCCGCCGCAGACGGGCUGGGAGCGGCUCAGCGAGCUCUGGCAGCGCGACGAGCGGCAGCAGCUCCCGGAGGAGACGCUGAACAUCUUCAGGGCAGCCUUCACCGCGGGGGUGGCCGGCUGGCUGUACGGCGGGCUGCCGGCAUUCCGCCAGGCCAGGAAGGCCUUCAUCGAUGGCAGCCACGGCGAGCUUUUCCAGAACCGCGCCGAUGCGGUGCAAUCUGCACAUCGGGCUGGGCUCAGGAGUUUCCUCCGCUAUGGCUGGCGCUGGAGCUGGAGAGUGACUGCUUUUGUGACAAUAUUCAACGUGGUGAGCACCGGGCUGGCUGCCUACCGCGACAAGACCACCAUCGGUAAUUUUGCUUGGGCAGGAGCCUUCACAGGAGCCCUUUUCCGAAUGAACUUGGGCCUGCAGGGACUGGCAGGUGGCUUCGUGUUCGGCACAGUAUGUGGGAUCCCUGCAGGAGGCCUCUUAAUAAUGAUGCAGAAGCUUGCUGGUGAGACCUUGCAGGAGAAGAGAAAUCGGGAACGCAGGGAGCUGUAUGAGCAAAAGUUAGCAGAGUGGCAAUCCAGGCUCGAUGUCUUAGGCCAAACAGAAAGCAAUGCCCAGGGAGAGUCAGAGACGAGCAAGAGAAUCUAAGAACUACUGAGUCUUCCCCAGACCUCUGUUGUAAGCAGCUACAAAGACUUGGAAUCUGCUCACAUUAAGUCUUCAGUCCAGGGGUGAUGGAAGUCUUCUGUGAAUGCAGCUAUGUCCUAUGCACUUGUGAAAAAGCAUUUUGCUGAAAACAUCCGUGGAUGUGUACUACUGUACAAGAGCUUGGAAGUGCCAAACAUGUUCCACCUGGAUUCAGGAAAAGCCUGAAAUGGAGACUCUGCAGACUAGAAACCACCACCUAGGUUUGGCAGGGGUCAGUGGCUCCCCAGAGCCUUGUCUGGAACCCAUUUCACUGCUGACAACGCCCAAACCACCACUGAUGCAGAAAUAAUGGAGAGUGUGAAUAGUUUAGAUGCUAAAAGUACCCUUGUUCCAAAAGCCAAUAUGCUCUGCAGAAAGCUGCUCUUCAAACAGUGCAGUCAGUAGCAGUGGAAGUGGUUCUCCUCGUCACCCCCCUGACACAGCCUGGCUUGGCCUAGGCUCUUUUAAUCGUGGGGGUUUCUUCAGGCCUCUCAUUGCAAAAGCCCCACACUUGUUUGCUACAGUGCUUGGAGUCUUUUGCUGUGUUGGGGAAGGGUGGAGGAGCUGGGAAUGAUAUGGAAAUACCCUGAAAAGGACAUAGUUUGGGUUCCUCAAUGAAGUGUGGUUAAGGAGGUUACAGAAAAUGCUGACUUGUGGGGUGGUGGUGGAAGAAUUGAUGCUGUGGACAGUUUUAAUGAUGAUGAAAUGGCCUCAUUUGAAGAUUGGGAAUCAGGGGAUUACCUUUGGAGGAAAUGUGGUCAAAGACACUCAAUAAAGCUGUCUAGCAGUG